CAGUUGCCAGAGAGUUGUGGAGCUGUCCACUACGCGGAACAAGUCUCAAUGUAAAAACCGAAAAGUGGGAAAGUAUCGUACGGAUUCCCGCAGCCAAUUUGUCAGUAAUUUGCUGUCAAAGACAAUCAACAACAAAAGUGAAAACACAAUUGCAAAUUGCCAAGUAAUUCCCCGUACAUUGUUGCAGACGUUACGAAAUUGCAUUCGCGCUGAUUGCUGAACUGCAGCCGCGAGGAAUCUCGUGCAGAGCCAGCGAAACUUCCUAUAAAUAGAUCCCUGCCCAAAGGGUAAAACAAAUUUUGACGUGUAUUCUCAAAUAAAAAACAAAAAAUAUUGAGAAAAGAACGAAAGAAAUUUGCAUAAUUGGGCUUUUGCCAUUUUUGAGUGCAGUGCUCGGAAAAUUCUCUAAUUUGAUGAGCUGACUGAAAAUUGAGGCAGAGCAAAAAACGCAUAUACCAAGACACCACCGACACAAACCGGCGCCCGCCUGUAUAUAGUGUAUCGAUAUAGAGCCAGACAUAGAUCCGGAAUCAGAAACACAUACCACCCCCACACGCAGACAGUUUCCCAGAGACACGUGAAGUGACGUAAAGUUAACCCGAUGGAUAAUUGGAAUGUUUUGGCAGCGCAAACAUCAGCCCAAGCUAUUGGACGCGAUGAUACGGUGGUAAAAACGCGACUGACCAUCGAGAAACUGCCCGACAAGGUGCUGCUGCACAUCUUCUCGUAUCUGUCGCACCGCGAGAUCUGUCGCCUGGCUCGGAUCUGUCGUCGCUGGCGCCAGAUUGCCUAUGAUACGCGCCUCUGGAAGAAUGUGUCCCUCAGGCCGGAGGUGUCGGGUCUACAUGUGGGCUCCCUGGAGAUGCUUCUCCAGCUGAUUUCGGUGAGAUUCGGGCCGACGCUGCGGUACAUCGAACUGCCCAUCGAGCUGAUCACUCACACGGUGCUCCACGAGCUGUCCGGCAAGUGCCCCAAUCUGACGCACAUGCUGCUGGACUUCUCCACGGCCAUGCAGCUCCACGAUUUCAGCGAGAUGCAGACCUUCCCCACAAAGCUGCGCUAUAUGUGCAUCUGCCUCUCGGAGGUUAUCUUCAUGGAGGGCUUCAUGCGAAAGAUAUACAACUUCAUCAAUGGCCUGGAGGUGCUCCACCUGAUUGGCAGCUACGAGAAGUGCGAGGAGGACGAGGAGGAGAUCUACGAGGUCAUCAAUGUGCACAAGCUCAAGUCGGCGACGCCCAAUCUGCGUGUGAUCAACCUGUACGGAAUCAACUUCAUCGACGACUCGCACAUCGAUGCCUUCAGCUCCAACUGCAUCCAGCUGGAGUGCCUGGCCGUCAACUUUUGCAACAAGGUCACGGGAUCCACCCUCAAGACGCUCAUCCAGCGAUCCAAACGUCUGACCUGCCUGCUCAUGAAUGGCACCAGCCUCAAGUCGGAGUUUGUGAUGCAGGCGGAGUGGGACAAGUGCGCCCUCCAGGAGCUGGAUAUCACGGCCACGGAUCUCUCGACUGAAUGCCUGGUGGACAUGCUGACGCGUAUACCCAGCCUGAAGUUCCUCUCCGCUGGACAGAUCAAUGGCUUCAACGACAGCGUGCUCAAGCUGUGGAUGGAGUCGGGAAAUACCAGACCUCUGAUUUCUCUGGACUUGGACUCCUCGGAUAACAUCACCGAUGAAGGCUUGCUGAAGUUCCUGCAGCGUCACGGACACCAGCUCAGUGCCUGCUGCCUCUCGGGCAUGCCACACAUCACGGAUCAGCUGUGGAUGAGCAUCCUGCCGCUGCUGGGCAACUGCAAAAUCGUUGUCAUGGGAACGGCGGAGAAGCUCGGCGUGAAUAUCCAUGUGGACCAGCUUAUGGACACCAUUGCCUCCAACUGCGGCAACCUGGAGCGUCUGGAGCUGCGCUGGGAUCCUGACAAUCUCCGCUUCUCCGACAAGAGCCAAAAGGCCAUCGAUAUUCUGCGCGUCAAGUGCCUCAAGCUGCGCUGCAUGGUCCUCAGCGAUGGCCGCUACUAUGAGACGGUCAAGGCCAACUUUGAGCGCGCCGAUCGCAUCACUGUAGUGCGUACCACCACCUGCUGCCGGGUGUCUCCUUAUCAUCUGCUGCGCAACUACAAUGAUUUGAUCUUUAACUAAGGUCCAGUGAAGAGGAGCUGAUACAUACAGUGCGUUUAACAAGAGUUCUCUCUCGAACUGUUUGCUUCUUCAAUGUUAAUUCUUUUUUGUCCUAGUCCUCGCUACCACCAUCCAUCCAUCUUAUAGCUCUAAAACGCACUGUACUGCAGUUUUUGUUUAAAUGUUACCUACCGGAUCCUUUGGGAAUACAGAUGGUAGAUGGAGAUGGAGA
Drosophila persimilis is the source of this 2345-nucleotide messenger RNA. RefSeq lists its product as uncharacterized. NCBI's taxonomy places the organism in Eukaryota, Metazoa, Arthropoda, Insecta, Diptera, Drosophilidae. Gene Ontology annotation, molecular function: protein binding. The record is from RefSeq and is a predicted model, not a curated record. Gene Ontology annotation, cellular component: SCF ubiquitin ligase complex. The coding region runs from base 602 to 2134 and encodes 510 amino acids. The transcript is spliced from 7 exons. Gene Ontology annotation, biological process: SCF-dependent proteasomal ubiquitin-dependent protein catabolic process; positive regulation of protein ubiquitination.